UUAUCUUUUCUUGUUUGUUUUAUAUUCAUUCCUCUUUUUGUCAUGGUCUCCUUUAUAAAACUAAAAAGAGGAAUAAUAUGAUUUAUUCUUAUAGCUGACGUCUUGUCAACUCGUUCUUAUUUCUAUAGUGUGUGCGUUCAUCCAUAGCCUACAUAUUGUGAGGCGGCUUUUCAGACUUCUGACCAUAAAUACCAGCAUGAUUAGUUAUCUUUUUCAAUUCUCUGGAGUGUAAGUCAGUUUUGGCUCCUCAUUCAGAGAAGCGCCUGAACCUUUCAACAGUUCACAGUGAAAUGAUAUGGUUUCCCCUCAAACACAUUUUUCAUGGUGGUAUUUCAAGUCAGAGCUCCGGAUUGGUCUGGAAGACAUGUCAGCUUGUUUUCACUGGAUUUAUCACCAAACAGGGCACUUCUCCUUUAAUUUCACCACUGACAUGACAGAGAGGAAACUGCAGCAUGACGUAUUUCCCCAUUUCAGAGGAAAGGCUUCACACUGAUAUCCUGUGGAAACACAAUGAUUCUGCUCAUGUUGAUGCUGGUUUUUCUGCUUCAGAGUGGAGGCAUCAGAGGAGGCAUCUCUUACUGUGAUCUCUAUCAGAGACCUGGAGAUGAUGUCUUGUUACCCUGUCUUCAGGUGUCAUUAACUGAGACCAGAUGUUCAGAUAUUCACUGGUUUUACAACAAAGAUUCAGGAAGAACUUUUCUUGAUGUUGAUGAUGGAGAAGUUGAGAAGAGCUCACCCCGAGCUGCCAGACUGAGUCUGCACACCAACUGCUCUCUGAUCAUCAAUAACAUCACAGCUGAGGACGCUGGUCAGUACACCUGUCGAUAUUUGAAGGACUCUACCUGGGACACACAGGUGUUUCUCAACAUUUUGACAAUUUCACCGUCAUCUACAGACACAGAUCCAAAUAGAGACGGAGACGUGACAUUAAGUUGCUCCCUGUUCAAAUUUGGAGGACGGUGUGAACCCAGGAGUGUCCGCUGGGUGGAUGAGAUGGGAGCUGAGCUGGUUGGUGAAGGUGAUGGUUUCAGGUAUGGAGGACAGACAAACUGUGUUUCUUAUCUGACUGUGAAGAAUCAGGCUGAACACAGCAGAAGAUACACCUGCCAGUAUGUUGAUGAAACAGGUGUGAAGAUCCAGGCUCUCUACUCAGCUGCGUCCUCAGUCCGUGAUGAACCCUUCAUCUUCAUCGUCGGGGGCGUGGUCGGGCUGUUGGUGUUGAUCCUGGUCAUUACAGUUAUUCUACUGAAAUGCAGAAAACAAGUGAAAGCGACAAAAGAUGCUCCAAAACUGGCCAAUAUUCCAGAAGAGGCCGAUGUGACCUAUGCCACAGUAAACGAGCAUCACACCAGUGACCAUAAAGAUGAUGAGACAGAGAUCAGUCUGACCUACGCCACUGUGAGCCUCACGAAUCAAAAGGUCCAUCAGAAGAAGAAGGUCAAAGUUGAGGAAAAGGUGGAAGAAGUGACUUAUUCUGCUGUCAGGACUCGGUGAAGACCAAACUGAAAGCUCCCAGAAUGCCUCGGGGUCAGACUGUCGUCACUCAUGAAGGAGCAGUCAGCAGUCUUUACUGAUUAUUGAUAAAGUAAUUUGGUACUUCAUCGACAGCCUGGGUAAAACAAGCUCCCUCCACCGGACGACCAGCAGCCGCACACUGUGCCCAGCGCCGGACGCCCCGAGGCGCCAGCUGCUGGAGACGAGCACAGCGUCACCAGAAGACACAACCGCCGCUGCUGGACGCCGCAGCUGAUCCUGAAGAUGAAGAUGAUGAGCACAGGAACACUUACUGCUGCGACCACACCGAGGUCCCCCACACGACAGAGACGUCCUCCUCCACGCUUGAAGGACACUUGAACAAUUGAACUUGAGACGCUGUCGUCUGAGUUCCAAAACGGAAAAUUCAGUGUGUUGAUUUCACAGAAUUUUUACAGAAUUUCCCAGUUUGGGAUCAAUAAAGUACUACUCUGCUCUGCUCUACUCUACUCUACUCUACUCUACUCUUCACUGGUGGUGGACUUCAACCACAAAAAAAGAAGAAGAAGAAGAAGAAGAAGUGUUUGAAGUGAUUUUUCUGUUUCAGACCAAUUUACGAUGUUCUGUUUUUUUUUUUUUGUUUGUUUGUUUUUUUCUCAGUUUUGAAAUGUUUAGUUCAGGGGCGCUGCUGGGUUUUCAGUUCAGGUGGGCUCAGCCCCCAGGAGAGGCACAGGAUGUGAGCGAACACAGAGCACGAGCGUAAAACUCCACAAACAGCUAAGAAAAACUGAGAAAUUAUUCAUUGUUAUUGUAGUUUGUUUUGACACAGGACAACUACAGUAAAGGUUUGCAGAGUAACAGUGUGUUUACCGCUGCAGUCUUUACCCCCAGUCAAUAGCAAGACAGAGUUUGGGAGUCUGUGAAAAAAAAAUCUCAAAUUAAAAUGAUAAUAAAUUAAUAAGCUGGCUGAAUCAGUAAAAGAAAAAAGGGUGUAAGACUAGUUACAUAUAUUUACUGGAUGGCUGUUAUGUUUGUCAGUUUCCUGUCGAUGAUUCAAAGAAGUGACAAUAAGUGUUGAACCACUUCAGAAAGUUUUGAACUAGUUUUCUAAUAAACCAGGUUCAUCCGGACUGAGUCAGUGCUCAUAUUGUUUGUAGAAACUUGAAGAUGAAGGAAACACUCUGGUAUGAAUCUUCAGAACUUCAUGCUUUAUUAGCAGCUGCUGCACAUAACAUCUCACUGCUCGCAGGAGAUUAGUGUGAAGCUAGUGCUUCUCCACUCCUCAACUUCAUCUGCUUCUUUCUGUGUGAGGAGAGAGCCAUUUUUCCGCCACCCAGUUUCCAGUCCAAACACAGCAAAACGCGGCUAUCGCAUUCUCAAAAACCAGCCCAAAGUCGACCCAGUAGAGUUGCACUCUCCCUCCUGUCAAAGCAGGAACAGCCAGCUGAGUUCUCCGUGUCGUAAUGUCGGCGAUGAGGAAGCGGCGGUCAGCCAACGCAGUGAGAUACGGUGAAAUUUCAGGCCCAAUCUGUUCUCAAAUUGACUUGUGUGCCUGAAUACCACACACGUUACCAUCGCCAUUAAAAUAAGACGUGUUUCAUUCGCUAAUCCACCAGUAUUCUGCGUGUUGUUAGCUGCACGGUUGGCAACACUUUUAGCCUACAGGAAGUGUGACAUUUCGAAACUGUCCUAAAUAAAGAAAAUGGAAAGCACCAUCAGAGUUUCUGCAUCAGUCUAUAAAUACACUGCAUCUGCGGGCUUCUGCUGA
Messenger RNA from Salarias fasciatus (jewelled blenny), 3241 nucleotides. RefSeq lists its product as uncharacterized. Gene Ontology annotation, cellular component: external side of plasma membrane; membrane raft. NCBI's taxonomy places the organism in Eukaryota, Metazoa, Chordata, Actinopteri, Blenniiformes, Blenniidae. Gene Ontology annotation, biological process: positive regulation of ERK1 and ERK2 cascade; interleukin-15-mediated signaling pathway; T cell activation. The record is from RefSeq and is a predicted model, not a curated record. The transcript is spliced from 8 exons. Bases 511 to 1494 code for a protein of 327 amino acids. Gene Ontology annotation, molecular function: protein tyrosine kinase binding; MHC class II protein binding.